Messenger RNA from Megalopta genalis, 7423 nucleotides. RefSeq names its product tyrosine-protein kinase transmembrane receptor Ror (gene Ror). The record is from RefSeq and is a predicted model, not a curated record. Gene Ontology annotation, cellular component: plasma membrane; signaling receptor complex. NCBI's taxonomy places the organism in Eukaryota, Metazoa, Arthropoda, Insecta, Hymenoptera, Halictidae. Gene Ontology annotation, molecular function: Wnt-protein binding; ATP binding; transmembrane receptor protein tyrosine kinase activity. Gene Ontology annotation, biological process: multicellular organism development; protein phosphorylation; positive regulation of kinase activity.
CCCCGCGAGAGGGUCGAGCAGUGUCGCGCGAUACGUCGAACGACGAGGGUGUUUCGCAACGUCCCUUAACGCGGCGGCGGUGGUGACACGCGGUGCUCCCUUCGACGAUUCUCGCGAUUUAAUCGUUCCCAAACGAUUCGUUCCCGCUUCCCGCGUUCGCUCGAAGCAGCCGGCGUUUCUCCGAAUUGUUCUCCGUGCGCUCCGAUUUUAUAUCGCGCGCGGUUGUUGUCGUCGCUUCGCUCGAACACGUGUCGACCGCGGUUUUCAUUGUCGCAAGUGAUAUCGCGAUUCGUACGUUGCGAACGGCUGCUCUCGCGCCGUUCGCCGAUUCUCCCGCGUUUGCUUUUCUUUUUUCGAAACGAGAACACCGGCUUCCGCGAGCGAGAUCAUCCCCCGGUCGCUUUCCAAGGGAUGGAUUGAUAGGAGGCGGGCGGAGACGUCGCGUUCGGUUCGCAGUCGUGUGUCGGUAGAACGUGUGUCGCGGGCGUUCGUGAGUUGGUUUUCGAACAGUGAGAAAAGUGCGGGAAUGCGGCGCAGUUGACUCGUUCUUGAAUUAGUUCGUGCCACGGCCCGACCGGGACUAAUUUCGAUCACCGAACGAUGCCCGCUGCGGGCAGAUUCUCCUCCGGCAAUCGCGGCUCGCGCGUCUGCUAUUGACUCUGUGCUGCUGUGGAGUUUAUUCGAGGACACGAUGGGACUUAGAAACCACGGGAAACUGGGCCUGCUGGUCGCUGCGACGAUCCUCGCCGCUGUCGUAAAAGAUGGGAGCGCUGAAGACGAUAAUCUGGAUACGGCUGUUCAGGAUUAUACAACCGACGAAGACUACAAUGAUCUCUUCGAUGCUACCACCAAUGGAACUGACGUAGAGGCGACAUCAGGGUCUAAAAGCGGCACAUUGAAAUUCAUACGAACCCUAACGAAUAUUACAAGGGAUGCCGGAGUGGCGGCUAAUAUGAGAUGCGAGGUCGUCGGCGAUCCUCCGCCAACCAGGAUCAAAUGGUUCAAGAACGAAGCGCCCCUCGAGGAGAGACGGCCGAAAAUCACUAUCAAAAAGAUCCACGCACAGGCACACGAGCACGCCGCAAAGAACAUCGCCGGCAGUCGACUGAAGAUCAUCAAUCUGGACGUGUCUGACGUAGGGUUUUACACUUGCCGCGUCACAAACGGCAAAGAUCAAAUACAAAGCGAGGGAACGCUUCGCGUGGACUCCUCUAAAAGCAGACACCUCCCCAUUGGUCAAACAUCCAGCGAUGAUAGAUUCUCUCCGGACAUGUCUGGUGGUAGCGAUUUUCUCGACAGCAUUAGACCUGGGGAUGGCUUAGACCUCUCAGGGUCUGGGAUGUCAACGCCACACAUCUCUCACCUGGCAUCGACAAAUCCAUUUAGCAUAUUAUCACCAAGUCCACAACCGACUAGUUCUCAGUCUAGUACCACAGACAUGCAUACAAUCGGCGGCCUUACAAACGUCAAUAUGCACUUAUCUCCUGGGAGAAAUGACAAUCAUGAAGGAAAAUGUGAGAUAUACGUUGGAAAAACAUGUGCACAAUUUCUAGCAAAGGAAUCAGUUUAUAUUCCAUAUUCAAUGACCCAAGAAUUACUUGAUGAUAAAUUAAUGAAAGCUUUCGGUGUUAUAGAGUACUCGAAUGAGGUCUCAUCGAAUUGCGAAGGCUAUGCAAAACCAUCUUUAUGUUACUCUGCAUUUCCGAUAUGCCGAGAUCCUGCCAGUAUUCUGAAGCUCAAGGAUGCAAAGAGAAUGUUUCAUAGUUUAAGUAACAAUCAAGAUGAUCUAUCGAAAGACACGGGUGAUGGCGAUGACAUAGGUGAUAUUACAAGGGCGCAUGGUAUUCCCAGAAAGCGAAGUCCCACUUUGGGUCCUGGUUCCGAAUUUAAUCCAUUCAUCGACGGGAAACCUUCCACGAAGAAGCUGCUCAGCCAAAGUUACGGCGAGACGCUGUUCUCUGGCCGGAACGACAUCAAUCGUAAAUUACGGAGGAUUUGUCGACAAGAGUGCGAAGUGUUGGAGAAUGAUCUAUGCAGAAAGGAGUAUGCAAUUGCUAAGAGACAUCCACUGAUUGGACAUCAAGUGCCUUUAAUUAACUGUUCUGAUUUGCCAAUGGAAAACACCCCUGAGGCUCGUGAAUGUUUAAGUCUUGGUAUUUCUACAGAGAACAAUGUGCAAGAGAACGAUUAUUGUUAUUGGGGAAACGGUAAAACUUAUCGGGGUAUAGUGAAAACAAGCAUUAGUGGAAGACCGUGCUUGCAAUGGUUGGCUCAUUUCAAUCUGCCCAUCUCUGAUUACCCUGAAUUAGCUGGUAAACACUCGUAUUGCCGUAAUCCAGAUGAAACAGUAUCUCAACCGUGGUGUUACGUUGACGUCAAUCAUACGAUGCAGAAGGAAUUUUGUGAUAUACCUAAAUGUGUUGAAAACUUAUGGAUCUAUGCAGUCGUUGGUUUUGUGCUAACAGGAGGACUUGUUGUAAUAUUGGUAUGUUAUUGCUGCUGCUAUAGAAGCAGAAAGUCUACAAGGCAGAUGAAUCAUUUGCCAUCUAACAAAAUGUUAACAGGUAUACAAUGUGACAAGAACAUAUACGAUGGAAGACGCAGUACGACACAGCCUAUGGAAAUGAGCUCGCUUUUAGCCGGUCCAGGUAACACGACUCCGGGAACUGGAACAUUAAGCAGUGGUAGCAGUAGAACAUCCAAUAAUAGGGUGCCACAAUUUAGCACCAACAAUGUUGUACUGCUGCAAGAGCUCGGUGAAGGAGCGUUCGGCAAAGUAUACAAGGGCGAACUACAAACGGGUAACAAAUGCGAACCACCGAUUUACGUAGCGGUGAAGACAUUGAAAGAAAACGCAAGUCCAAAAACACAAAACGACUUCAAACGAGAAGUUGAUUUAAUGACGGAUCUCAGACAUCCAAACAUCAUUUGCUUGCUCGGGGUUAUAUUGAAAGGAGAGCCAAUGUGCAUGCUAUUCGAAUACAUGACCCAAGGUGAUCUACACGAGUUUCUGAUUUGUCAUUCGCCGAGGUCGGACGUUCCGUUGAACAACGGAAGCGGCAAGAUCUUAGAGCAACCAGAAUUUUUACACAUCGCUUUGCAAAUUGCGUCUGGUAUGGAAUACUUAGCGAGCCAUCAUUAUGUCCAUCGAGACUUAGCUGCAAGGAAUUGUUUAGUCGGGGAUAACUUAACUGUUAAAAUUUCUGACUUUGGAUUAUCACGCGACAUAUAUAGUAGCGACUAUUAUAGAGUUCAGUCUAAGAGUUUGUUACCUGUUCGAUGGAUGCCUCCAGAGUCAAUUGUUUAUGGGAAAUUUACUACAGAGUCGGACGUUUGGAGUUUCGGUGUUGUAUUAUGGGAAAUUUACAGUUACGGUUUGCAGCCGUAUUAUGGUUACAACAAUCAAGAAGUGAUAGACAUGAUACGUUCACGACAAUUAUUACCUUGUCCCGAAGAUUGUCCCACCAUGAUUUACAGUCUAAUGAUAGAAUGCUGGCACGAGGUUGCGAAUCGUAGACCGCAGUUCCCAGAGAUACAUCAUCGGCUACACAAUUGGUACAUAAAUCAGACUUACCUGAGCGAUUUCUGUAAUGAGUCCAUCACAAGCUACUCCGGAAGUAGCCACAAGAGCACGAAUAAGACCAAUUCUACGCAACUGUCGGCACCCAUAUACAAAUGCGACCAGAAGGACAUGAGUAACUUCAAGGGGAACAUAGAGCAACCGUUCUGCAACAUGAGCGAACACACUAACGGGCUGAAGAUGCUACCACCGAGCUUCCAGAACUCGAACUCCAUCGAGCAGAGACCGAAUUGUGGUUUCAGUGAGCACAGUACGCCGAUGAAAACUCCGAAUUAUCCUAAUCAAACGAACAUUAACUUGAACGAGUACGACGAUAAACAGUGCUGUUCGCCGAAACUGAGCGGAGCCAAGAAGGUUCUGCCGCCAACGACGCAGCAGGUGGUCAAAACGAAUACGUUAAACGGUACCAGACCUAUGCAGAACGGCGCACAAUUAGUCGUCAGGUUACCAGACCCCAGCAAGGUGACGACCGAGACCAGGGUAUCCAAAUGAGAACGGUAAUCAAUGAUCCUUAUGAUCACGACGAAUUUUUAUGUUUCUAUAUAUUUACCGUAAUCGCUGUACAAGGUAUCUAUACGGUCCGUUUCUAGGUACAAUUGAAUCUUUAAAGCUUUUGGGGCAACGUUCGUUAAAGCAAUUAGGUAACACACAACCGUCAAUACCUAAUCACUGCCAUAUUUCUGCAUUUAUAUUUAUUUCUACCGGAAUAUAUGUGACAUUUUAUACUGGCAAUAACAUUUUUGAUGGUGCAACUUUAACGUUUUAUACAUAUACAGAAAUACGUACAUACGUGUAGGCAUACGUGUAUGUACGUUUUAUACAUACGUGUUCGCAUACAUAUUAUAAGCAGUGGUGGUACUCGAAACAGUUAAAAAACCGGGAAAAACAGAAAUCAGUAUCUUUUAUUUAAUUUAAAAAAGGAAAUAUAUUCUUCGAAACUUAACAUAUUUUUAUUGACCUACUAGUCUUUUCUUAUUUAUAUAUUUUAUAUCGUAUGUUUACCGCAAAGGCUACUGUUAACUUUUUACGGCAAGUUUUAAAUAAAAUUGAACUUUAAAAGAUGUUUAGGCAAAACUUUUGAAUCCCAUCACUGAUUAUAAAUAAAUAUAUACAGUGUAGGCUGUAGACUACCAUUAAUGUUCCCCCUCUAUCAUUUCUUGAAUUGUAUUUGAAAGUAUUAGGCAUCCUGUUAAUAUGUAUUUAAACAUACCUAACAGAAAUUCACUCGUACAUUAAUUUCGUGUAAGUAUACACCCAACUAAUAUUUCAUCUAUAUUAUACUAGAGUAACAAUAUUGGGUGCCACUCCUACCGGAGGAACAAAAUUGUAAAUCAAACAAGCCGCGAACUUUUUAUGGUAAUUUUUACUGAUAUUUUUGCAAACCAGUGAAUCGUGAAUUUUUUACUGAGAUAUUGUUGCUAAGAUAUAAUAUACCUGUAAUAACAGUUGCACUUGUAAUAUUGUGUGCUUACCAGACUGAGAAUAAGUAUUUUAGAAGUUAAACUUUAAACGAUUUGCGAAACUAAUCCUCUCCCCUCUAAAAAAUGGCACAAUAAUAAAUUAUCAUCUGUAUGUGUAGUGGUAGGUUGUUCCCUGUGGAAGGGACGAUUUGAAAUGUGAUCUCUUUAGCGUCUGUUAAACAAUUAUUGCAUAAAUAGAGGCGGACGUGCGUAGACUGUUUCGAUUAAUUUCGGGGUAAACAAAAAUGUAUGAUAGCGUCGUUCACAGGAAUGAAUCCAAAUAAUCCAAUCUAAUUGCUUCAUUAUAUUAUUUAACCGAACUUCACGAUUUUUCUACUGCCGACUUUACAUGUAUUUUUUCUGCUUUAAGACUUCACCUACCGGGAGCCUUUUCAACAGGCACUUUAAGGAGACCGCUGUGUCCGAACAAGCCGAAUGAUUUUAUUUUAAACAGCAAUCCAUAAAGAUGCGAACGGACUAUAUAUUACUUAAGGCAGCAUCUUACAUUUCGUGCAAAGGAAAUCAGAUCUUUCGUUUUUAAACGCCGGUAGAUGAAGUAUUAAAAAUCGGGAUUCGCAGAUUUUCAGGAAGAACGAAACACAGGAAGACCACAUGUUCUAUUACUGUUGUUGAUGACUGGGUAAUCGCUGAUACAAUAUUUUGAGCUGUUCAAUUGCGUUAGAUAGCGAUGCAGAUCUAUAUGUUCAUAGAAAAUCUUCAUUCUAGAAGAUCCAGCGAGCGUGAGAGCGAUAGCGAAUGCCGAUCGUGAGAAUUCGACGACGUUCAGUAACAAAAUAAAGUCGUCAACGACACCAGUGUGUAAAUUAUACGCGGAAUCAUUUAUUGUUCGCGUGUGCGGAGCGUGGAACAUGGCAGCCGGAGGAGAUGUUAAUGCGCGCAGGCUGUUCAGAACUGGUCCGAAAGUCGAAUCACGGGAAUAUGGACAAAAAAAAAGAAGGAAUAGUAACGAUUGUCUUCGACGACAGCAUGAACAGCACUGUGUCGUGAAUAAACUAAUAAUAAUCGACGAGAUUAGUGCUGUAGAAAUUCAAAUGUUCGAACUGCUUCUGUGCAAACUGACUGAUCGAACUCCAAAUUGUUGAAUAUAAUGUUCUUAAUAGGAACUAUCGAACAAUAGAUUUCAACUUGUGCAAAAUAUUUGCUUGGAUUUUUUUUAGAUAUCUUUUGCUAGCAACUGUAAAAUAUUUUAUUUCAUUUAACUUUUAUUGCUCUUCAUUUUUAAAUGCUGAUUUAAAUUCAUCAGACGUCUCUCUUGGUUUCUGAAUAAUUCUAAUUUUCAUAGGAAUACAAUUUUUAUGUUUGGCGACUUGAAUGGCAGGUUUUUAGAUUUUAAACCAGAAAUAUAGAGCUACUUUUCUGGCAGUUAUUCAAAUUAUUUGAAUAAUGAUUUAAUCGUGGCUACCAUUGAAUAAUGCAAACCAAUAUUGCAAACUGAAAAGCUAAGAAUAAUUGUUCGACAGUUCUUUGAUUAAUAAUUCAACAGUUGUUUAUAUUUGCUGUAUCUCGGAAUUUGUACAGUAACUUCACGUUCAAAGUAGUUCGAACUUUAUUUACAGCCCUAAAGGGAAGCAUAGAGUGAGAAGCGGACCUUGCACGGUCAAUUAUAUUUUUGUUGAGCGUGAAAAGUAGCGAGAAGUGUGAGAUUGCGUGUGAUCGAAACGAAAAAAUAUAAUCGCGACGCGCAGAAUACAGUAAUUUCUACCUAAUUGACGCUCGGCUUUGAAACAAAAGUGGACGAUUUGGGAAAAGCAGGCUCGAAUAAUCGAGCCUUGCGGCUCGUUUCUAUAGUUGAGACCUUUUUAUAAGUCGAGUUCCCAAAUUGUCCAUUUUUGUGCGCAAUCCGAGCGCGAAUUAGGGAGAAACGACUGUAAUACGAGCGUUGAGCCGGAGAUGCGUGUUGCCAGCAUCGUCGAGACGAUGUCAUUGGCCGUGUCAGGGUCCGUUAGAGAGCUUGGAACGAAAUCUGUAUUAUACUUUUUAUAAUUUUCUAUUAAAAGGAACCAGCGCGCGCGCGGAGUGUUUCAUCGGCUGUAAGGAAAGGGGGCGGGGAGCGCGCGCCGCCCCCGAAAUCGAUGUAAAUUAGAUACGUGGAGAUCAUUAGAAUAACGUAACGGUUAAGUUGUGGAGCGAGACUUUUUUAUGGUGACGAGCCUGCAACAUGGUGAUUGUAUUAUUAAUUGUAUUGUAAACACUCCCGCGGCCGCGUCGGAGGCUCGUCACCGGUUAGAGUUAAGUUAAUUUAUAUCAACUACGUCGACGAGUAUAGUACACUUAAGAUAUAUAUAUAUAUAAAUAUAAAUAUAAAUAUAUAUAUAUAUAUACAUACAGUCAACUAUGAUAUAAACGAUACAUGUUUUUUGUA